GUUCAGUUUUUAAGAUUUCGGUCAAAAUAACGUCCUGGAAAAUUUGCAGAUAAAGAACAUACAGAGGAAUUUGACACUUUCUAAAAGAUCUAAAUAUUUUAAGCCGGAAGGAAGAAACUAUAUUAGGGAACUUUCGAGCACUUUAAACUCCUUUUAGGUUUCGGAAUCGUUUAUUUGUCUUAGAUUUUAACCUUAAUUCUUUAUCAUGAACUGAACAGGAAAAGGAAUAAAAUAAAAAGACAAAAGGUAAAUAUGGACAAAGACUUUGAUUAUAAAUAGAGAUGUUUAGGGAUUAGGGUUGCUUAUUGAGAAAUAAUGUUGGGAUCCGGAUCAGUUUUGCCGGAAAAGAUGCAACAACCAGCACAAGGAAGAGGAAUGAAGUGCUGCGGAGGAACAUCGAAGAAGAUGCAACCACCACCACUACCACAAGGAGGAGAAACGAAGAAGCAAAGAGGAGUAUGCUCAUGCCCGGCAAAAAAGUGCUUCGGAGAACAAGGAGGACGAUAUUCUAACAUGACUGAGGAGGACAGCAAGAAAUACAUUGAAGAAGGGUAUGCAUGCCCCAGUAGUGAUAAAUACUUCAAUCCAGAUCUUAUUCCCGAUGGCGCUUUGCUCAAACAUCACCCUGAUUUUCAAACUAUUUGGUCCCGUUACUGGCGCCAACUACAAACAACCAAUAAUAUGGACAUGGAUACCUACCCUGGUGUGUCUGAUAUGAUUGAGGUAUGGCCAUUAAACUGGCCCAAUACCACCGAGGGGUAUGACAAUGAAGUCAACGAUCUGGCUAUCUUUGCUAUCCAGGAACACAAUAAGGAACCGUUCCAUAUUUUUAAGUACGAGCUCUUGAAGAUUGAGAAAGUGAACGCACGCCUGUCAGGAUAUCUUGAAUUUUUCGUGACUGUUAAAGUCAAGAAUCUCACUCUUGGUACUGUUAUUGAAACUUUUCAAAUACAUACCGGUAGACCCCUGCAUGUGCGUUAUCUAGUACUUACCGGUAAAAUGGCUCAGCGUUUUGAAGAUGUCUAUUCCUUUCUGCCAAAAGGAGGGGAUUUGGUCGAUAGUUCCGAGGAAGAAAUGACUGGUAGCGAAUCGAGACCAUUUUCAUCUGAGAAGAAGCCAAAUUCUGCAGAAGAACUUCUUGCCUGGCAGAGGGAACUGCCCUGCCGGUUCUUGGCUAAUGAGGUUCUAUGGGACGACAAUGUUUUCAUCCCUGAAAAAGCUUCGGAGAAGCUCCCCGCUAUAUUUCACAGAAUUUACGGGAGGUACUUCAAUCAGAUUUGUGAAACCGAGGGUUUCGACAUUGACAUCUAUCCCGGUGAUUCUGUGGCUGCUAUGUAUAUACCGUACCUGGAUUUUGACAAAGAAAUUGGCUUGCUGAUGGAUCUGGCUGAACACGCUAUUCAGGACUACAACAAUAGAGAAAUCGACGAUUACAAGUAUGAGGUCGAGUCUGUUGAAAAAGUGAACUUUAUUUUGGCUGAAUGUCGUGAAUUCUUUAUGACAGUUAAAGUUAAAAAUCUCACUUUGCGUACACCCGUAGAAACUUUUCAAAUCCAUGCAUAUAAGGGACCAGAUUUUGAGAAUGUUGUCCGUACGUGCCGGAAAAAGUUGUUUGAGGUUUUGGUCGACGAUGAAAUGGCUGGUAGAAAAUCAAGACAACUUUCACCUGCAAAGAAACCAAAAUCUGCAGAAGAACUACUUGCCUGGCAGAGGGGACUGCCCCGCCGGUUCUUGUCUAAUAAUGAGGUUUUUUGGGAUGCCGAAGUUUUCAUCCCUGAAGGUGUUUUGAAAAAUGACUCUGCUAUAUUUCACAGAAUUUAUUGGAGAUACUUCAGUCAGAUUUGUGUAACCAAGGGUUUCAACAUUGACAUCUAUCCCGGUGAUUCUGUGGCUGCUAUGUAUAUACCGUACCUGGAUUUUAAGAAAAAAAUUGGCUUGCUGAUGGAUCUGGCUGAACAGGCUAUUCAGGACUACAACAAUAGAGAAAUCAACAUUUUUAAGUACACGCUCUUGAAGAUUGAGAAAGUGAACGUACAGUCAGGAUAUCUUGAACAUUUCAUGACUGUUAAAGCCAUCAAUCUCACUCUUGGUACUGUCAUCGAAACUUUUCAAAUACAUACCGGUAGCCUGUCUCAGCCUUCCGAAUGUGUUGUCAUUUCUUGUCUGCCAAAAGGAAGGGAUUUGGCCGAUAGUUCCGAGGAAGAAAUGGCUGGUAGCGAAUCGAGACAAUUUUCACCUGAGAAGAAGCCAAAUUCUGCAGAAGAACUACUUGCCUGGCAGAGGGAACUGCCCUGCCGGUUCUUGGCUAAUGAGGUUCAAUGGGACGACAAUGUUUUCAUCCCCGAAGACGCUUCAGAGAAGCUCCCCGCUAUAUUUCACAGAAUUUACGGGAGGUACUUCAAUCAGAUUUGUGAAACCGAGGGUUUCGACAUUGACAUCUAUCCCGGUGAUUCUAUGGCUGCUAUGUAUAUACCGUACCUGGAUUUUGACAAAGAAAUUGGCUUGCUGAUGGAUCUGGCUGAACACGCUAUUCAGGACUACAACAAUAGAGAAAUCGACGAUUACAAGUAUGAGGUCGAGUCUGUUGAAAAAGUUAACUUUAUUUUGGCUGAAUGUCGUGAAUUCUUUAUGACUGUUAAAGUUAAAAAUCUCACUCUUUGUACACCCUUAGAAACUUUUCAAAUCCAUGCAUAUAAGGGACCAGAUGUGGAGAAUGUUGUCCGUACUUGCCGGAGAAAGUUUAAGGUAUACAGAUUCCCUCCCCUUUUUGGGGAAUGAAUCUUAGUGCUAUUUAUUUUUGUUGUUUCUUUGGCUUUGGUUACUCUUUUGGGACGGAGGCGUAGUUUUUUUUUUUUUUUUUUUUUGGCUUUGGUUACUCAAAUCUAUGUGGAUGUGUAUUAUGAGAUGAUGAUCCAGGAAAAAUACUAAAUAGGUGAUGGAUUUUGGGAUAGACCUUGAAAAACAUUUCGUUUACCUGCACUUUUGUUUUAAUCAAUCCGAGUCACAAUUUUAUUACCACUGCCCCAGAAAAGGACAUACAUGUUGUAGGAGAGCCGGACUAACCUUGUACAUGGUGAGAACUGGUGUACUAAGUUGAUGAAAUUUGAAAAGUUAUCUUAACUAUCACCAAUUCAAAGAAUACAAGCAAAACAGAGUGUUAAUAAAGCUGGCAGGCCAAGGUGGCUCAUAUACAGGCACAUUUGGAUUUUUCUUCUAGACUCAAAAUGGCGGAAGUUGCCAUCUCUCCACAUUUAACAAACCUCUAACUUGUCUCGAUAGAUUAUCUAAAAGAGUUUAUGUGUACGCAUCAUCUCUGGUGUGACUCAGGGAGGACAUUUUAGCUGCAACCUGUUUGGCCUCCUUGUAACAAAGUUUGGUAAUUACAGUGUGAUUAAUUAGUUAUCAAAUUCUUUAUCUCAUUUAGAGUACCUUCAAGCCUAUGUGCCUGCACACUCGCUACUCAUUCACCUUGUUUUUGGAUUUAUUUCCCUUCCUUCAGCCAUAGAUGCAUCAGUGGAAGUGCUAACGUUAUUACCUUUACCCUUCUCGUAAAGUUUGUCAUCCUUCUCCCUUUACUGCCUCUCCAUCAGCCAUGCCAUCAUUAGUAUUCCGAUUUGGCCACGUCCCUUUGCAUAGUUUACCUGAACUUCAUCUCGAGUCACAUAUUUUGUAGGUGUUGAGAAUUAUGACAUUGAAAUAUGAAAUAGGUGUUACUAGGCCUUAUUGUCUUUAGGGAGAAGACAAAUAUGUUGACUUGCGUGUAUUGACCUAUACUUGAUAGCUAAUUUUCCCUGGUUUGCAUCUAUACUUUAUGGCUAAUUUACUUUUU
Lycium barbarum (goji berry) is the source of this 3829-nucleotide messenger RNA. RefSeq lists its product as uncharacterized. NCBI's taxonomy places the organism in Eukaryota, Viridiplantae, Streptophyta, Magnoliopsida, Solanales, Solanaceae. The coding region runs from base 316 to 2778 and encodes 820 amino acids. The record is from RefSeq and is a predicted model, not a curated record. The transcript is spliced from 12 exons.